AUGGCUACCCCCAGUGUCCUUACCUUUGAUGCUGAGGGUCGUGCUGUUAACUUUGAGGUCUGGGUCGAUGACCUCCAGCUCUUCCUCCAGUGCGAUAGGGCAGACGGACUCUCUCUGUUGGAUCUCACCUCUCGUGCCUCUCUUGCCCCGCCUACAACUCCUGACAGCACUCCGACCUCGUUGGUUUCGAGUCGGUCGGCGCUGCGUCUGCCUCUAGCGAGAGACGCCGCACGAGCAAGGCGAAGGGAGGCAAGGGCGCUGGAGGGGCUGGCGGGGGCGGUGGAGGUGGUGGUGGAGGAAGUGGAGGGGGUGGGGGUGGUGGUGGGAGUAGUGGCGGGGGUGGAGGUGUCGGUGGCAGUAGUGGAGACGGACGAGGCGGCGGCGGUGGCGGAGGGAGCAGAGGUGGCGGAGGCGGCGGAGGUGGCGGAGGUGGUGGAGGUGGCAGAGGCGGCGGCGGAAGCGGUGAAGCUGGUUGCGGCUCUGCGCAGAGGAGCGGGUCCGGUGGUGGUCGGCCGCCUGAGGGACACAUGGCGUCACCAGUUCCCUGACGCCACUGAGAUCCCUCGCUGGGGUGAGCUAUCUAGGGCGGGGGUUCCUAUCUUUGACCUCGAUUAUGAUGCUUUUAUUGCUGCCAUGUAUGCUGUGUCUGAUAGUGUUGAGGGUGACUGUUACCUGUGUGUUCCGCCUGACCCGGACAUUGAGGCUGCGGCUCUAGGUGCUGGUGAGGUUGCAGCUCUCGGUGCUAGUGCGUCUGCUGCCCCAGGUGCCGGUGAGUCUGCCCUCUCAGGUACCACGUUGGCUCAGGCCUUACACACCUUCACCUUUGACUCGGGUGCUUCCCGCUCCUUCUUUCAAGACCGCACCACACUUACGCCGCUUAGUCGGCCGGUUGCCGUCUCCCUGGCGGACCCUUCUGGGGGUCCUGUCCUUGCUAGCUUCUCCAUAGUCUUACCAUGUUCGGCAGCCCCCUCUGGCACCCUGUCAGGUCUCUACCUCCCCUUGUUCUCUACCAGCUUGGUGAGUGGAGCUGAUCUACAGGAUAGGGGGGCUGACGAGUUCACUCCUGCGAGUUAG
Molecule: messenger RNA, 1074 nt
Organism: Closterium sp. NIES-65
Lineage: Eukaryota; Viridiplantae; Streptophyta; Zygnematophyceae; Desmidiales; Closteriaceae
Source: the annotation of a GenBank genome assembly